This is a messenger RNA of Dromaius novaehollandiae (emu), 6065 nucleotides long. It is a transcript of the gene ANO1, whose product is annotated as anoctamin 1. The transcript is spliced from 28 exons. Bases 459 to 3602 code for a protein of 1047 amino acids. Gene Ontology annotation, biological process: chloride transmembrane transport. Lineage: Eukaryota; Metazoa; Chordata; Aves; Casuariiformes; Dromaiidae. The record is from RefSeq and is a predicted model, not a curated record. Gene Ontology annotation, molecular function: intracellularly calcium-gated chloride channel activity; protein dimerization activity. Gene Ontology annotation, cellular component: plasma membrane.
GGGCGCGCAGGGCCGCGCAGGGCCGCGCGGGGCGGGGUGUGCGCGGGGCCGCCCGGGCCGCGUCACGCGGAGGGCCGGCUCUCCGCGGCCGCGCUGCCCGCGGGCCGGCCCGGCCCCGGCGCCGUUAUUUAAAGUCGGUCCGUGCCCGCCCCGCCGCUGGCCGGGGGGCGGCGGGGCGGCGCGUCGUGUCGCGGCGGGGCGCUGCGCUGCGCGGAGCCGUGCGGUGGUGCGCGGAGCCGCUGGCUGCUGCCUGCAUGAGAGCGGCCACCGAAGAGACAGGGAAAGAAAGAAGAGGAGGAGGAGGAGGAGGGAGGGAUCGCCGCAAGUUCAGGUUUGGUACCAAGUUGGAGCUGGGCUAGCGGGCGUGGAUAGGAGAUGGAUAAGGAUGAGAUCCACCUGCGCAGGCUGCCGCCCGCAGCGCCCUGGGGACCGCCAAGGGGCUGAUCAAAGUGACCUCCAUGAAUUUUUCUGGUCUCUGCUGGUGGCAUGAAAGGACAGGUGUCUGCAGCUACGUCCAUGCGCUGAAGACCAGUACUUCAGCGCUGAAGGCUGCCAGAUCAUCUUGUGUGAUUCCUUCUUCGUGUCUUGGAGUAACAGACGCAGACAGUGAGUUUCAUGGGGUGGAAUUUCUGCCAGAAGGUCUCAGUGGGGCCCCAAACAAGAUAGGAAUGAGGGUGAACGAAAAAUAUUCCUGUCUACCCGCCGAGGAGAAGGGGAUCCACAUUAUCAACAUCCGAGCUAUUGAAGAUAUUGGAUAUGUCCAGCAUGAAAGUACACUGUUAAAUUCGCUAUCCAGAGAUCCGGAUGCGGACUGCAAAUAUGGACUCUACUUUAGAGACGGCAAGAGAAAAGUGGAUUACAUCCUAGUUUAUCAUUACAAGAAGUCCUCAGCAGGGAGGACACUCGCCAGGCGAAUUCAUCACAAUGAUUCAAGUGCCCGAAGCACCAAGCAGGAUCAGCCGCUUCCUGGGAAGGGAGUGCACCUGGAGAUGGAAAACGAGCCUCACGUGGACUACCACGAGGACGACAAGAGGUUUCGCCGGGAGGAGUACGAAGGAAACCUCAUGGAGGCUGGUCUGGAACUGGAACGAGAUGAGGAUACUAAAAUCCAUGGGGUUGGAUUUGUAAAAAUACACGCACCGUGGAAUGUGUUGUGUCGGGAGGCAGAAUUUCUGAAGCUCAAGAUGCCCACAAAAAAGAUGUAUGAGAUCAACCAGACCCACGGUCUUCUGAAAAAGAUUAAUUCUGUGAUUCAAAAAAUAACAGAACCCAUCCAACCAAAAGUAGCAGAACACAAACCGCAGACAGUGAAACGCCUCUCCUACCCAUUCUCCAGAGAGAAACAACACCUAUUUGAUUUGUCUGACAGAGAUUCCUUCUUUGACAGCAAAACUAGAAGCACUAUAGUUUAUGAAAUAUUGAAAAGAACAACGUGUACCAAAGCAAAAUAUAGCAUGGGGAAAGGAGAGGGAAGAAAGAAGGAAACUACACUUUUAAAUAAAAGACGAAAAUGUGAUAAAUAUGGGAUCACCAGCCUGCUUGCCAAUGGAGUUUACAGUGCUGCAUAUCCUUUGCAUGAUGGUGACUAUGAAGGUGAAAACGUUGAACCUAAUGACAGAAAACUCCUGUGUGAGGAGUGGGCAAGCUAUGGAGUCUUUUAUAAAUAUCAGCCCAUUGACCUGGUGAGAAAAUACUUUGGAGAGAAGAUUGGACUGUAUUUUGCCUGGCUGGGAGUUUAUACACAAAUGCUUAUUCCAGCUUCAAUUGUAGGGAUUAUUGUUUUUCUUUAUGGCUGUGCAACUGUGGAUGAGAAUAUACCAAGUAUGGAAAUGUGCGACCAGAGAAACAAUAUCACCAUGUGUCCCUUAUGUGACAGAACAUGCAGUUACUGGAAAAUGAGUUCUGCUUGUGCAACUGCUCGUGCAAGUCAUCUGUUUGAUAACCCUGCAACUGUCUUCUUCUCUGUCUUCAUGGCUCUCUGGGCUGCUACAUUUAUGGAACACUGGAAGAGAAAACAGAUGCGUCUCAACUACAGGUGGGACCUGACUGGGUUUGAAGAGGAGGAGGAGGCAGUCAAGGAUCAUCCAAGAGCAGAAUAUGAAGCUAAAGUUUUAGAAAAAUCACUGCGAAGAGAAUACAAACAUAAAGAGACCGAUAAAGAAAAACUGACAUGGAAGGAUCGUUUUCCAGCCUAUCUCACCAAUUUUGUUGGCAUUAUCUUCAUGGUCGGGCUGACAUUUGCUAUCGUGUUUGGAGUCAUAAUAUACAGAAUCUCGACUGCAGCAGCUUUAGCAAUCAGUUCAACUCCAUCUGGCCGGUCAAGCGUUAGGGUCACUGUCACUGCCACUGCCGUCAUUAUCAAUUUGGUCGUCAUCAUCAUCCUGGAUGAAGUAUACGGCUGCAUAGCAAGGUGGCUAACUCAGAUUGAGGUUCCAAAAACUGACAAGAAUUUCGAAGAGCGUCUGAUUUUUAAGGCUUUCCUUCUGAAAUUCGUCAAUGCCUAUACGCCCAUUUUCUACGUCGCUUUCUUCAAAGGCCGGUUUGUUGGACGUCCAGGAGACUAUGUCUACAUUUUCCAUUCUUUCCGCAUGGAAGAGUGCGCUCCUGGCGGCUGCCUAAUGGAGUUGUGUAUCCAGCUCAGUAUUAUCAUGUUGGGCAAACAGCUGAUUCAAAACAAUUUAUUUGAGAUUGGCAUCCCAAAAAUGAAGAAAUUUAUAAGAUACAUGAAAUUAAAGCGUCGACGUUCUUUAGACCACGAAGAACACAUGAAAAAAAAGCAACGUUAUGAAGUGGACUAUAACCUGGAGCCUUUUGCUGGACUUACCCCUGAAUAUAUGGAAAUGAUUAUUCAGUUUGGAUUUGUAACCUUGUUUGUUGCAUCCUUCCCACUGGCUCCACUGUUUGCUUUGUUGAACAACAUCAUUGAGAUCCGUCUAGAUGCAAAAAAAUUUGUUACUGAGCUGAGGAGACCAGUAGCAGUCAGAGCAAAGGAUAUAGGAAUCUGGUAUAAUAUCCUCAGAGGUAUAGGAAAGCUUGCCGUCAUAAUAAAUGCAUUUGUGAUCUCAUUCACAUCUGACUUCAUUCCACGCCUCGUGUACCUGUAUAUGUACAGUGAGAAUGGCACCAUGCAUGGCUUCGUGAACCAUACACUAUCCUCUUUUAAUGUCAGCGAUUUUCAAGCAGGAACAGCUCCAAAUGACCCUAUGGAUCUUGGCUACGAGGUCCAGAUAUGCAGAUACAAAGAUUAUCGAGAACCUCCUUGGUCUGAAAACAAGUACGACAUUUCAAAGGAUUUCUGGGCUGUCCUAGCAGCAAGAUUAGCAUUUGUGAUAGUUUUCCAGAACUUGGUCAUGUUUAUGAGUGACUUUGUUGACUGGAUUAUCCCAGACAUUCCCAAGGACAUUAGUCAGCAGAUUCAUAAAGAGAAAGUUCUCAUGGUGGAGGUCUUCAUGAGAGAAGAGCAAGGAAAGCUGCAAAUGCUAGAAACCUGGAAAGAUAAGGACACAAAAAAAGGUGAAAACUGUAACAGUCACAGCCCCAGACUCUCCAGGAGCCACAGUGGGAGCUUGCCCUCCUGCCAUUCGUAUCCCGUUGACGUAUAGAAGAGGAGGGAGUUGAGCGUAUCGGGGCAUUCCACUGAUGAACAGGCAAUCAUGGAAAGGGCAGGACUUCAUUAAGAAUGGACGACCUGGUGCAUGUUUAAGGAUGUGCUGCCAUUUUGCGCCCAUCUUUGUGAGAAAUGCUCUUCUUACAAAUAUGGAGGACCACGUUCUAUUUCUGAUCUUUUUUUUUUUCCUUUUGCACAAGCAGUAAUGCAGGGAAUUUUUAUAUUUCAUCGUUAGAUAACACUAUUGAUGUUGGUGUGCAUUAAUAAAUGCAGGUACUUAGUACAUCUUGAUAGAGAUAUUCUCUGAGAAUUUGACCUUAGCCUAUUAAUUAAGUAAAUAAGGGUAAAUUUUAAGUAAUAAUACUAAUAAUAAUUUAAAAUAUUUUUGGAACCCCAGGCUUGAAGGUCUGUGGGGCAACUCUACAAAGUAUAUUCAAAGCAGUUUUAGAGUGUGCUUUCAUAUUCCCUUUGGCAGGAAGAGAGAAACGAUAUAAAGCUUACCAGGCUAAUUCACUUUCAAAGAUAUGGUUUAGCUCUGCUGACAGACUUCUGUAUUUGAACCUGCAGGUCCAAGACAAAGCUGCCAUUGAGUCAGCUAAGGCGUAGAGAGAAACAAAUGUGUGGGGCACUUGUGGUAACUUGCUGUGUACUCGAGACUUCCACUGGGGCACUGUUCUGUUCAGAAACACCAGAAAAUUGCAUCAAAAUUGAAUGCCUUUAUCUUCAUCCCAGUUCUGAGACCAUGGAAAGCCGCUUGCUUCCCAGAAAAGCUGUUUUUACCAAUGAACAACUAAUGUGGAUGAAGCUACCUCAGUGCCCCAGCCUGCACCAUAUGCGUUUGAGCAAUGCCCUUGAGAUUCCCUGCUAGUAGCAACGCAGCAGCAGCACAAUUUCUGAGAACCUCCCAGCAGGUAGAUUAUCACAGCGCAUUUUGUUAAAUGCCCUGAAUUAAUGAGCACAUGUAGAACUACAGUGUCUCACACUGCCCUGCCUAGUACUUGGACACUGUUGUUCCUGAGGAGUUACACAUUUUCCCAUUAUAUUAGCACAUCCCUUCCUUAGCCAGGUUUUUCUCUGUAGCCCUGUGUUCUCUGCAGGAGAAGGGAGUCCACACCCAUUUUCACGGCCAGUUGCCCCUGCACACUUUGCUAUUGAAUGGCAUCUCCCAGAAGCCAUGCCAGAAGGGGUAAAUCCAAACCAUAUACCACAUACUGUCUUCAGUGGAAGUUUUGCCUGCACUGGGGCUACAGGACCAGACCUUCAGUUACAGGACUUUUAUUUUGUCUUAAAAUACCCUAGCUUUUGUACAAGGAACUUCCUUAAAGUGUAACUUACUUAUGAAGCCUAUCUAAAUCUCAUCAGUGCAACUCUUUUUAUGUAUCGUACAUUUUAGUUUUGCUUUGUCAAUGAUAAACUGCACUUCCAAAGAAUAUUGGUGCAAUUAAUCUCAUUUCUUUUAUUGCUGUCUUGUCCAUGGCACUUACGUAACAAGUAUAAAACUGAAGAAUAAAAUAAAAACUAAAGAUGUUCUUUAAAGUCUAACUACUGUAUGGUUUGUUACAAAACCCAAUGUCGAGACUGUUUUCAAAACAAGUUAGUUUCUCUUUUUCCAUUUCUUUUUUCUUUGCCAAACUAAUUUAAAGAUUAAUGCUAGAACUUUAAAAAUGCCAUAUUUAGCUUUUGCUAUAUUUAUUUGUUUUAAAGUAUGUGAUAAACUUGAUAUUUUUCUGUGGUCUGUCCAAAGAAAGUACCAGAAAAGAAAUUAUGUGGAAGAAAGAGAAUGAUAUUAACCAAAUACUCUUGAAGCUAAUUUAAAAUAUUGAUCCAACCAAAGAUUUUUAUUAAUAAAGGGCUUAUAUUUUGCUAACUCUUGUUUCUGUUGUAUUUUGACUUGCAGGAAUGUCACUAUUUUUCAAAUUUAUAACUUAUGAUAGCUUACUAUUAUGGGGCCAAAUCCUGCCCAGUUUAUUCACAUGAAAAGCAUUAUGCCUGGUAGUAAGUGUUUACAGGAUCAGGCCCACUGACUGCAAUAGAACUGUGAAUGUGAAUAAAUUAAGCAGAAUUUUGUCCACAAAUGCUGUUGGAAAAAUAUUCUUCCUUUCAUUCCUUGGUAGCCCAAAAGUUCUACAAGAAAGCCACAUAUGAACUACCUGUUCUGAAGACAAAUGUUAGGGAACUUCCUCUAAAGGAAUUUCAUCUGUAAAUAUUUAUCUAAAAGUGUUCCCGGCUUAAUACUGACAUUCCUGUAAAUAGUAAAAUUAUAUCCUGAACACAUACGUAUCAGAAUUUUUCUUUAUUUGCUGAAAUCAUGAAAUAGUAACAGUUGCUUAUACUUUCUUUUGUACAGUAAAAUGUUUGAAAUGGAAUUUUGUAUAUAAAAACUGUAUUACUACUUAGAUAACGAUAAGACUCUUUCAUGGAAUCAUUUUUUAAGAAAAGUAAAUAUAUACUAAAUCUC